This is a messenger RNA of Dentiscutata erythropus, 585 nucleotides long. Lineage: Eukaryota; Fungi; Glomeromycota; Glomeromycetes; Diversisporales; Gigasporaceae. The record is from the annotation of a GenBank genome assembly.
AAAAACCACAAACUUUAUCAUUUGAAUAUAACAUUGAACAUUUUGGUGUAAUUUUUGGAGAAAAUUUUGAAAAUGAAUUAUUUUAUUAUCUAAAAAAAUAUAAAUUACAUUUGAAGAAAUUCACAUUUUAUCAAUUUACCAGUGGAAAAUUAUUACACAGUUCUAUAUAUAAACAAAAUGAAAAAUUAUCUCUUCGAUUUGGUAAAAUACAAAUAAUGUAUGAUGAUAAUCUUAAAAUCAUGAAAAAUAGAACUAUUGAAAAUAUAGAUUUUUAUAGAUUGGGAAAUUUUCAUAUUAUUGGCGAUGAUGAUAUUUUAAAAUUUGAUAAAAAACUAUCAGAAUAUAAAGUACCUGUUUUUGGAAUGUUUAUUGUUAAUGAAUUUGUUAAUCUUCCUUAUAGUAAAAUCAAACAAUUAAAUUUAAAAAACCAAAUACAGAUAUUACAAUAUUCAAGUGCUUUAAUCGAUGAUAUUAAUGAAUUAGGAAAUACUUUUUUAAAAAAAGAUCAUAGAUUUAACAAUAUAAAAAUCAAAAAGAAUUUUUAUGAAGAAUUAAAAAUAAGUUCAGUUUAUUGGUAUUUUGAAA